UAAAUUCAUUGGCAGCAAUUUGUGGCGGGUGACGGCUCCCUCUGCAACAACUCCAAUGGUCAUCACUAGCUAGAAUGUCGGCGAAUUCUUUCUUCAUUCCUCCCUCAUCUUUGUCCACCAAGCAAUUCUCACAAGGAAGUUGUCUUCACCCUGCAAGACCAGUACUGCAACAUGCUCAAAAAGUCACUAAACACAACAUCCAAUUCCUUGUUGUUAGCUCGCAAUUCUUAAAUCAAGAGGUUAUCAGGCGAUCAGGAAACUACAAGCCAAGCAGUUGGGAUUACGAUGGUUUGCAAUCUCUCAAGAGCGAAUUCCUGGAAGAGGCGUUUGUGGAGCGGGCCAAGAAACUGAUGGUAGACGUCAAACGCAAGCUCAAUCAAGCAGCAGGAGCAGUGGAUCAACUGGAGCUGAUUGACACUCUUCAGAGGCUAGGGGUUGGGUAUCACUUCCAAAGUGACAUCAAGAGCGUUCUGGAAUCCAUAAAGGACACAGAGGAAGAAUUAUAUGCCCAACAGUUUACAUACAGACAUCUCAUCAAACAGCUCAAAGAAAAAACAUUUCCAAAUUAUAAAAACAUGGCCAGACUAGUAAGCCAUGCGUUGGAGAUGCCCUUGCACUGGAGGAUGAAAAGGUGGGAAGCCAGAUGGUUCAUAGACACCUACUCCAUGAAACAAGAUGUGGACCCUUUGAUACUUGAAUUUGCUAAGCUUGACUUCAACAUGGUGCAAGCUAUAUAUCAGCAGGAAUUAAAAGAUGCAUCAAGAUGGUGGACUGACCUGGGCCUCGCCGAGGCACUAAGGUUUAGUAGAGACAGGAUAGCCGAGAGUUACUUGUGGACCACUGGAGUCAUAUUCGAGCCACAGUUCGGAUAUUGUAGAAGACAACUUACGAAAGUCAAUUGUUUGAUCACAACAAUUGAUGAUGUGUAUGGUACUCUGGACGAACUCAAGCUUUUUACUGACACUGUUGAAAGAUGGGACAUCAACAGGAUGGGAGAUCUUCCAGACUACAUGAAGAUGUGUUUCAUGGCACUCUACAACAGUAUCAAUGAAAUGGCUUAUGAUGUCUUAAAGAAAAGUGGCAGGGACAUAUUAAAAUACUUGAAGAAAGGGGAUGAGCUGAAGAGAGGAGAUGUUCCAAAAUCAAUCCAAUGUUAUAUGCGUGAGACUGGAGCUCCUGAGGAAAUUGCCCGUGAACACAUUCGGGGUCUCCGUGCUAAAGAAUGGAAGAAGAUGAACAAAUGUAUGCCUGCUCCUUCUCCUUUCCCUCGAGCAUUUAAAGAUAGUGCAAUUGACCUGGGACGAAUGGCCCAAUUCAUGUACCAGCACGGAGAUGGGCAUGGAGUACUUGCAGAUUGCUUGACUAGGAACAACAUUAUGUCAUUGUUAGUUAAUCCCAUUCCCCUUGAUAAAUUGUAGUAAAUCUAGUUCAGUAUGGCUUACACUUGAUGCUUGGGAAAAGUAGUAAGGAUUGUAUAUAUAGAUUUAAUGCUUAUGGAUGA
Messenger RNA from Nelumbo nucifera (sacred lotus), 1501 nucleotides. RefSeq names its product (-)-alpha-terpineol synthase-like. Gene Ontology annotation, molecular function: terpene synthase activity; magnesium ion binding. Gene Ontology annotation, biological process: terpenoid biosynthetic process. The record is from RefSeq and is a predicted model, not a curated record. NCBI's taxonomy places the organism in Eukaryota, Viridiplantae, Streptophyta, Magnoliopsida, Proteales, Nelumbonaceae.